AUGGAAAGUGAUCACAGAAAAUAUUACACUAUAGAUUGUGGUGGGAAUCAAGUUGCAAAUACCAUCAUUGUUGACCAACAAGGAAAAGGAGCAUUCCAAACAAUUCAAGCUGCCAUUGAUUCUAUAAAGAGUCAAAAUAAUCAAUGGAUUAUGAUUAAUAUAAAUCCUGGCAUAUAUAAGGAAAAAGUUCUUAUACCUGAUAGAAAGUCGUGCAUUAUUUUAAAAGGAUCAGGUAGCAAUAACACAAUCAUUACUUACGACGAUUCAUCUCAUAAAGUUGGCACAUCCAUGAGUGCUACAUUUCAUUCAUCUCCACCUAAUGUAAUUUUGAAUGGCAUUACAUUCAAGAACACAUAUGGAUCUGAUGGACCAGCAGUAGCAGCUUCAAUAUAUGGUGAUAAGUCUGCGAUUUUUGAAUGUAGUUUCAUUGGUUAUCAAGAUACUUUGCUAUCAUCAAAGGGACGUCAAUACUUUAAAAAUUGUUAUAUUCAAGGUGAAGAUGACUUCAUUUUUGGGGAAGGUCAAUCUUAUUUUGAGAAUUGUGUAAUGAAUGCCACUCAAGCAGAAUCUAAACCUUCAGGUUUUGUAACAUCACAACGUAGGGAAUCACCAAAUGAUCCAAAUGGUUUCGUUUUUAGAGGAGGGUACGUUGUUGGAAAUGGUACAGUGAGUCUUGGAAGACCUUGGGGCCCUUACUCAAGAGUUAUAUUUUGGGGAACAUAUUUUACGUCAGUGGUAACUCCUCAGGGAUGGGAUGCCCCAGGUUUAGAUGAAGGCCAAGAGCAAAACCUCACAUAUGCAGAAGUUAAUUGUACAGGACCUGGGGCCAACAUUGAGAAACGUGUCAAGUGGGAAAAGAAACCAGAUAGCUUAAACUUGAAUGAAUAUACUUUGUCAUCUUUCAUAAAUAAUGAUGGAUGGCUUGCCAACGUACCAUCUAUUUUAUUGUAG
Messenger RNA from Medicago truncatula (barrel medic), 951 nucleotides. Its product is annotated as putative pectinesterase 10. Lineage: Eukaryota; Viridiplantae; Streptophyta; Magnoliopsida; Fabales; Fabaceae. The coding region runs from base 1 to 951 and encodes 316 amino acids. The transcript is spliced from 6 exons. Gene Ontology annotation, molecular function: pectinesterase activity. Gene Ontology annotation, biological process: pectin catabolic process; cell wall modification. The record is from RefSeq and is a predicted model, not a curated record.